UCCACGGGGCCCGGACAAUAUACCCUUGGCCAGACCUGUUGGCCCUGACGUCACCUGUACCCUGGGUAUAUAAGGCCCUCCUGGCAGACCCGCCGCCAGUCAACCCGCAGAAUUCGAGCCAGCAAGAAUGAGACAGCUUGUAGUGAUUGUGGUGCUUGCCGGAACGGCCUUGGCUCUGCCUCAGGGCGCCCGGGAUAACACCUUCACCAAGAUUCUCUCAUUCGAGUCGUACCAGGACGGCAGCAAUUUCGGCCACGAACUCGCUCAGGAGGACGGAACGACCUCCGGUCAGAAGUUCGGCCCUGACGGAAACCUGUACGGAUUCUAUUCUUACGUUCAAGAUGAUGGCAAUCGCGUCAAGGUGCUGUGGAGGGCAGGUCAAGGCAUCGGCUACGAGGUCAUCGGGGUAGAGGGCUUGAACCAGGAGGGUCUUGGUAAUCUGAGGGCACACGGGGGAUCCAAUCCGGAACCUGUCGCAGCCCCUAGACCCGCUGCCCCUAGACCCGUAGCCCCUAGACCUGUAGCACGCUCCAGGCCUGUACCCGUUGUACCCGAGGUUCCAGCUGUACCCCACGUCCCCGCUCCAGUCCACGUCCCUGCUCCCGUCCAUGCCCCUGCCCCCGUUAGAGCCCCAGCCCCUGCCCUGCAUGCCCAGGGACACUUCAUACCCACACCCACCCCAAUUAUACCCUCACAUGCCCCAGCUUUCCACCAAGAGCCCACCCCAUCGCCACACAGGUUCGACUACCCAGCCGUGCUUAACCUGGAAAGAACAUCAAGCGGGUUCGUAUCCUCCUUGCAAGCGGUGUGAGAAGGCGUCGGGGUUUGUACAGUCUAUUAUAAAAUUAUAUUUUGCCUCUUGUAGAGACUAAAUGAUUUAAUAAAAGAUUCCUCCUUUUGUA
Messenger RNA from Procambarus clarkii (red swamp crayfish), 902 nucleotides. Its product is annotated as translation initiation factor IF-2. The record is from RefSeq and is a predicted model, not a curated record. NCBI's taxonomy places the organism in Eukaryota, Metazoa, Arthropoda, Malacostraca, Decapoda, Cambaridae.